UGCUACAGAAGCAACAGUUAGGUUUGUGUUCUAGGUCUCGGCUACUGUAUCUCGGCGCUCGCAAUACAACUGUCAUUGCCUUGUGUAUAUACUACAUACAACGCUUAGAAGCCGUCAUGUCUGUGUUCCUGUGGUGCAGCCAGCUGCCGAAUGUUCUGGGAAACCAUUCAGGAAAUUCCUUACUUGGCUGGGCCAGAAGCGUGAAAGCUGUCGAGGGCGUGCUCUACGAACUGCAGAGCAUCAUUUCGCACCUACCACAUGGGCACGUGUGUCACCGUGCUUAUCUGGAAUGGCGAGCUGCCUCCUCACCUGCUCCUCGAGCGGCCACUUGCAACCUCACUGCCGGAGACGCUAGGAGAGGCACGUGUGUCACCGUGCUCAUGUGGAAUGGCGAGCUGUCUCCUCACCUGCUUCUUGAGCGGCCACUUGGGACCUCACUGCCGGAGAUGACAGCAGGGAUUCGCAUCGACGACAUAAAGUUACGGGAGAGCAGUUGGCAAGCAGACGACAAGGAGUCGACCGUUGCCUUCAGUGCUUAGUUCAACUCUCGCUCUGUCGGAGCUGUUGGAACACCUAGAAAUCCUACCAAUCUUGUUGACUGCCCCGAACAGUGCAGAGGGAUCCAUAAUACAUGAAUGCGUGCUCUCAUGCCUUACAGAAAAUGUAGGGCUGAUGGCUUCCUGCCUUGGCUCAGUCUUGCCACAGCUGCUGCAGCUGGCAAUGUCAUCAUUUUCAAUGGAGGUCCGCCAGUCUGCUCCUGAAUGCUUGCUCAGACUUUCCAGCAUCGAGGAAGACAUGUUGCUGCCCUACCGGCAGGAGGUGUUAACAGGCCUGACACAGUGCUUGGCAGAUCGCAAUUGCAUUGUUUGCUAAGUGGCAGCUGGAGCAUUGUCUGUGUGCAGGAUCUUGCCGACGCUGCCUUGCUGGUGUGGCUUCUUGUUACCGUACAGCAGGACCUUGGCGGCGACGUCGCGCAGCUUCUUGGCGCGCUUCUGCUUCGCGCGAUCUCACUUCAGGGUCCUGUCUGCGAGCGCGCGCCGACGGCAACGAGC
Molecule: messenger RNA, 1052 nt
Organism: Rhipicephalus microplus (southern cattle tick)
Lineage: Eukaryota; Metazoa; Arthropoda; Arachnida; Ixodida; Ixodidae
Source: RefSeq, a predicted model, not a curated record